This is a messenger RNA of Anopheles cruzii, 1505 nucleotides long. RefSeq names its product phenoloxidase-activating factor 2-like. Bases 50 to 1420 code for a protein of 456 amino acids. Gene Ontology annotation, biological process: proteolysis. Gene Ontology annotation, molecular function: serine-type endopeptidase activity. Lineage: Eukaryota; Metazoa; Arthropoda; Insecta; Diptera; Culicidae. The transcript is spliced from 3 exons. The record is from RefSeq and is a predicted model, not a curated record.
CGACCGGACCUCAUUCUCGCUUCAACCGCUUGACCAGUUCGUGCUCGGAAUGCGUACUCCGCGGACGCUGACAUUGGCAGUAACGGUGCUGGGGGUUGCUGCACUGCUCGGCUUCACACCGAUCGCGGCGGACGAGCUCAGUUUGGACGAUCUGAUCAAUAAUGUGUUUACGACGGCGCCACCGGGAAAGGGAGCACCUCCGGCAACUCCGGCGCCUCCACCACCACCACCGGUACCGCCGGUAGGCCAGAAGGGUGGACCAUGUGGUGGGGAGGCGGUGUGCAUUCAGAAGUUCCUCUGCUCGAACGCCAGCACUUCGGGCGAAGGCCUCAUCGAUAUUCGCUUCUCGGACGACAACCCGUGUGUGGACUAUCUGCUGCAGUGCUGCUACGAGGAUGACAUUAUCCAACCACCGGGUGGUGAUGGUAUCGGCGGUGGUGGUAUCGGAGGAGGCGGCGGUGGCAUCGGCGGCGGCGGCGGCGGUGGUGGUAUCGGCGGUGGUGGCGGUAGCGGCAGUGAUGGUGGCAAACAUCCAGUGGGCCCUCCGUCCGAUGGCUCCGGUGGACCCGCGCCGCGAGAACUACACUGUGGCAGGCGUAACGUGGACGGUAUCGGGUUCCGCAUCACCGGCUCGAAGGACAACGAAGCGGAAUACGGAGAGUUCCCGUGGAUGAUGGCGAUCCUGAAGUCGGAGGAAGUGUUGGGACAGCUGCGCGAGAACGUGUACGCGUGCGGCGGCUCCCUGAUUCACGAGCAGGUCGUCCUGACGGGGGCACACUGCGUCCAGAACAAGCAACCGUCGGAGCUGAAGGUUCGCGCCGGCGAGUGGGACACACAGACGAAGAACGAGAUCUACCCGCACCAGGACCGCUCGGUGGUGGAGGUGAUCGUACACCCGGAGUUCUACAAGGGCGGACUGUACAAUGACGUGGCGCUGCUGUUCCUCGACUCGCCGUUCAAGUCGAACGAGGCCAUCCAGCCGGUCUGUCUGCCACCGCAGGACAUGGUGUUCGAUCAUCAGACGUGCUUUGCGUCCGGCUGGGGCAAGGAUGUAUUCGGGAAGGCCGGCUCCUACCAGGUCAUUCUGAAGAAGAUCGAUCUUCCGGUCGUACCGAACGAUCAGUGCCAGUCGGCCCUUCGCACGACCCGGCUCGGAGCCAAGUUUAACCUGCACAAGAGCUUCAUGUGCGCAGGCGGCAUCCCCGGUAAGGACACGUGCAAGGGUGACGGUGGCUCCCCGCUAGUGUGCCCGAUCCCGAACCAACAUCAGCACUACUACCAAAGCGGACUGGUGGCGUGGGGCAUCGGGUGCGGCGAGAACGGUAAGCCGGGCGUGUACGCCAAUGUGGCCAAGUUCCGCGGAUGGAUCGACCAGCACAUGAACCAGCGUAACUUUGGCACCGCCAGCUACACUUUUUAGUCAGUGCUUGUGGCGCUUUCCAAUUCGACCGGCUAUCGAGGUGUUAAUAAUUCUCAUAGAACUGUAGGCAAUAAAAUGAGACACG